GGUCCAAUUCAUCCGAUCUACCAUCUCUCUCUACUGCGCGUCUCUCAGCCAGACGGUCGUACGCUAGAUUGCUCUCUCCGUUUCCAGCUCCUCUCCCCCUUAGGUCGGACGCAGUCUACACCACGCCGUUCGUCUAAUGUCCUGAGAAGUGAAUAGAUCAAGCUUAGAAAGUUAGAGGGUGUUCUUGAGUUCCAAGAAGAAACAUGCCUUCAUGGUGGUCAAAGUCAUCCAAGGAAACAAGGAAGAAAGUGAACAAAGAAAGUUUCAUUGACACACUACAGAGAAAGUUUAAAAGCACAUCUGACAGUAAGUGUUCCAUUAAGCCCGGUGGAUCUCAAAGGCGUAGUGAUACCACAGUAUCAAGAUCAACAUCACCUUCCAAAAAUGUACAAAGAUGUCAAAGCUUUGCUGAGCGGCCAGUAGCACAACCACUUCCUCUUCCAGGCCUUCAUUCUGCAAGGGUUGUCCGCACAGACUCUGGAAUCAUCAGCUCAUCAAGAACAAAGCCAAAACUGGAGAAGGGAUCAAAGGCAUCCCUUUUUCGGCCUCUACCCAGGCCUGCAUGCAUCAGAGGGAGAUUGGAUCCUGCAGAUGCAGACGGAGAAUUGGCUGUUGCGUCUAUGUCAAGUGGAUGCUCUGUUGAGAGUGAUGAUUUGACCGACUCACGUCUGCAUAGUCCGCUGGCUUCUGAUUAUGAAUUUGGGAGUAAAACUGCCACUGGUAGCCCAUCCAGUUUGAAUGUAAAGGAUCAAUCCCCUAUGGGGCAAAUAAGUUUAAGAGGGGAAGCUGUGCCAGUCAAUCUUUCUGCUAGUAGAAAUGUCCCAUCUUCAUCUCCUAAAAGGAGGCCUCUAAAUAGUCAUGUGCCUAAUAUUCAAGUUCCUUGCCACAGUGCAGCUUUUUGGAGUGCUCCAGAUAGUUCGAUGUCCAGUCCAUCUAGAAGUCCCAUAAGAGCUACUGGCAAUGAACAACCUCUAUAUUCCACAUUAUUGGCUGUGGGAAGGACCUAUCCUGAUCUUCAUUUGUUUGGUGGUUCUGGUUGUUGUUCAAGUCCAGGUUCAGGCCAGAAUUCGGGUCAUAAUUCAAUGGGUGGGGAUAUGUCUGGACAGUUGUUUUGGCAGCCCAGUAGAGGAAGCCCAGAGUAUUCUCCAAACCCUAGUCCGAGAAUGAGAAGUCCUGGACCUAGCUCCAGAGUUCAAAGUGGGGCUGUCACACCAAUACACCCAAGGGCCGGAGGUGGUUUGCCCGAGACCCAAUCCGGCUGGACCGAUGAUGGGAAACAACAAAGUCAUCCAUUGCCCCUUCCUCCCUUAACAGUGUCCAACUCUUCUCAUUUUUCUCACUCAAAUUCAGCCGCUGCAUCCCCAUCGGUGCCUCGAAGUCCUGGUAGAGCAGAGACUUCAACUAGCAAUGGUUCACGCUGGAAAAAGGGAAAAUUGCUUGGUAGAGGCACGUUUGGACAUGUUUAUGUUGGUUUUAACAGUGAUAAUGGAGAAAUGUGUGCUAUGAAGGAGGUUACAUUAUUUUCUGAUGAUGCAAAAUCCAAGGAAAGUGCUAAGCAGUUGGCCCAAGAGAUCUCACUACUGAGCCGGUUAAGGCAUCCAAAUAUUGUACAGUAUUAUGGAUCAGAAAUGGUUGGUGAUAAGCUGUAUAUAUAUCUAGAAUACGUAUCUGGUGGCUCCAUUUAUAAGCUCUUACAAGAUUAUGGGCCAUUUGGAGAAACAGCAAUCCGUAGUUAUACCCAGCAAAUCUUAUCUGGACUUGCAUAUUUACAUGCUAAAAAUACUCUCCAUAGAGAUAUCAAAGGAGCAAAUAUUCUUGUGGAUCCAAAUGGACGCAUCAAGUUGGCUGACUUUGGCAUGGCAAAGCAUAUUACAGGGCAGUCGUGUCCGUUGUCUUUCAAAGGAAGCCCUUAUUGGAUGGCUCCUGAGGUUAUUAAGAAUUCUAAUGGCUGCAACCUCGCUGUUGAUAUAUGGAGUCUUGGGUGCACAGUGUUAGAAAUGGCCACAUCAAAACCGCCUUGGAGCCAGUAUGAAGGGGUUGCUGCAAUGUUUAAGAUUGGGAAUAGUAAAGAACUUCCAACAAUUCCGGAGCACAUAUCAGACGAGGGCAAGGAUUUUAUCAUGAAAUGUCUGCAGCGUGAGCCACUCAACCGUCCUACUGCUUCUCAGCUUUUAGACCAUCCAUUUGUCAAAAACGCUGCGGCUACAGAAAAGCCCAUUAUUGCCCAAUCCCAAUCUGAUCCUCCAUUUACCGCCACGAAUGGCCGACCAAUGCCUCUGGGCAUUGCUCAAAGGAGAAAUAUUCCUAAUUUUGAACCAGAAAGACUUGCUAUCCAUUCAUCGAGGGUAUUUUCAAAAUCCGCUUUCCAAUGCAGUGAUAUCCAAAUCCCGAGGAAUAUUAUCUCUUGCCCGGUUUCUCCACUUGGUAGCCCUCUAUUACAUCCUAGAUCUCCCCAACAACGUCUAAACAAUGGAAGGAUGUCACCAUCACCGAUAUCAAGCCCUCACAACACCUCAGGUUCAUCCACACCCCUCUCUGGAGGUGCAAUCCCUUUUCCUCACUUCAACCAGUCUUCCGUCUACAUGCAAGUUAAUAGCACUGCCGUCCCGUAUUGGGACCCCGAUGCCUUCAGGGGGAUGCAAUCAACAGGAACUAACAACAAUUGUAAUAACAAUAAUAAUAACAAUAAUAGUGCCUCUGGAACUUUCCGGGGGGAUAUGAUGACACAAUGUGAAAAUGAUGGGAAGCAGGCGGCAUUGGCUAACCGCGUGUCGCAGCAACUGUUUGGUGGUCAUCAUCAUAACGAUAAGUCAAAUCCGUCAUUAUUAGAUCUUAAUCCUUUCCCUGCUCCCUUAUCAGCAGGCCGCACAGGUGGUUCAUGAGAACACUUGUUUGUUUAGUGGGUUUUUCUUCAUAGUUGGGGUUAAUCAAUUGUAAUGGUGAUUUGAAAUAAGGGUUAACUGACGUGAGGAAUGAUUCUAUGGAGAUUCCUUUGUCGUUUUUGUUUGUCACUUGAGGAUGUGGAUAACGCUUUUGUGGCUGGAAUGAAGGAGUGAGAAGAGCCAAUUGUGUUGGAGUGUGACGUGGACCCCACCAACCCCUCUGCGGGUUUGUACAAAGUUUGGUUGAUAAAGAUUGGGUUGGGUUAUUCUUAACUGGGAUCCACUUGCUGAUUCAUUGAUGAUCCGCUUUGCUUUUGGGGGAUGAAGAUGGUUGCUUCCAUUAAUCCAGUUAGCAGCUUCUUACUACCGGUCAGACGGUUCUUGUAUUAAUCAUUGUACAUUAAGUGUCAAUACGAGAUUAAUGAUGAUUAAGAACAUCUGAUAUUGACCAUGUGCGAUUCUUUUUUGGGUUUUCUAGGGGAGUCGGGUCGGGUUGCAGAUCGUAGGCUUCUGUACAGAGAUAGCAGUAAGUGAAAAGAAUUCUGGACUGGGCAGAUUGAGCAAAUAACAAUCACUCAGGAGAUGAUUUAUUCCAUUUUAUUUAUUUUCUGAGUCUCUGUUUAUUUUCUUUAAUUUUCACUCGAUUUACAUUUUU
Cuscuta europaea is the source of this 3537-nucleotide messenger RNA. NCBI's taxonomy places the organism in Eukaryota, Viridiplantae, Streptophyta, Magnoliopsida, Solanales, Convolvulaceae. The record is from the annotation of a GenBank genome assembly.